ACCGCAAAUCCGCGUCGAUUUCUAUCACGGACAAAAAGUUUGAAUUUUGUUCAAUAUUAUUUUGGAAUGUUUGUUCCUUGUGCGUAGUUUUUUUAACGAAUAUGUUGAAUUAAAUUUGGUGCAUGAUUUUCGAAAGUAGUACUCAGUGAAUAAAGUAGAUUUUGCGAUUGAAUCGCGGCGGUAUCAAAGCAUCAACACAACAUGAAGAUAGCGGUUGAAGGAUGUGCUCACGGAGAGCUGGAGAAGAUCUACGAUCUGGUGGAAACGAUUCAGACUCGGGAGGGGUACCGGAUUGAUUUGCUCAUUUGCUGCGGUGACUUCCAGUCGACGAGAAACCUCGAGGACCUGCAGUGCAUGGCCGUCCCGAAGAAGCACCUGGAUAUUUGCACCUUUUACAAGUACUACAGCGGCGAGAAGAAAGCUCCCGUGUUGACACUGUUUAUCGGAGGUAAUCACGAGGCGUCUAAUUACCUUCAGGAGCUUCCAUACGGCGGUUGGGUUGCUCCGAACAUCUACUAUCUGGGUUACGCCGGUGUUGUGAAUGUGAAUGGCAUCCGGAUAGGGGGAAUAUCUGGAAUCUACAAGGGACACGACUACCUCAAGGGGCGGUUUGAGUUCUCGCCUUUUAACGAGUCCACGAAACGGAGCGUCUAUCACAUCCGGCAGAUUGAUGUGUUCCGGUUGAAGCAGCUGACGCCGAAGGUUGACAUCCUGCUGUCGCACGAUUGGCCUCGUGGCGUGACGGAUUAUGGUAACACGAAUCAACUGUUGCGCUUCAAGCCGGCAUUUAGAGAAGACAUCGAAGCCAACAAACUGGGCAGUGCCCCGUGCGAGGACCUGCUGAGGGUCUUGAAGCCUCCGUUCUGGUUUUCUGCGCAUCUGCAUUGCAAGUUCUCGGCGUUGAUUCCGCACGAGGAUGGCGAGGACACCAAGUUCCUGGCGCUGGAUAAAUGUCUCCCCAAGAGGAGGUUCCUUCAAGUGCUGGACAUUGAGAGUGAAGGAAAAACGGAUGGAGUUGAACUGUGCUACGACUUGGAAUGGUUGACUGUCUUGCAACUGACAAACCAUUUGAUCAGCGUGAGGGGGAGCAAUGGAUAUAUGCCUGGCGAAGGUGGUGACGAGCGUUUCAACUUUACCCCAACCGAGGCGGAAAAGAAGGCGGUCCUAGAUCGAUUCCAAAAUGAUCUUCGAAUUCCUCAGAAUUUCACCCGCAUAGUAGAACCUUACAACCCCACGGUGAAACAAGAUUUCGACCUUGUCGAGCAACCGAAAGCCUUCGUCAAUCCUCAAACGACGGAAUUCUGCGACAAGCUCAACAUCGAUGAUCCUCUCCGGUUGGUUAUGCUAAUGACCGGUCAUAGUCUGAAUACAUCAACCUACGUGGACCUGACGCCGUCCAGCGUUUCCAUUAGUCCUGUACGAAACGACGAUGAAGUUCCCCUGGAUGACGACGACGACGACGACGAUGACGGCUCGAAUGAUGACGAGGAUCUAAAGCCAUCCCACUUUCUUUCCCGGGCUCCGCUGGCUUCGGUUCUCCCGCAGCCAAUGUGGCGCCACGACUCGACCUCGGACCUUUCAAACCUAGAUGAUUCUUCGCUGUCCACUUCGAAUCGAAGCUUGAUGAGUCUUCCGACGCCCAAGAAACACGACUCUACCCUGUCGGACAAUUUCACUAUCGACGACCUGAAUCUGUCCAGCCCCAAGCUUUCGUCGGUGGCUGAGAAGGGCUCGCCUUCGACGGCUUUGGAAGGAGUCUGCAGAUUACCCGCCGAAGGCGAGAAGAGUGACGAUCAAUUGGAAAAGCCUCCGAUGAAGAAGUUCAAGCGGAGAAACCAAGCCAUCUACAACAAGGAGGAUAGCGAUUAGGGUUCCAUUGGAAGCCAUUCUCCAGGAAGUAGGUACCAUGGAUCCAUCACGCUUUUAUAUCCCUUAAAGUUUUUCGAGGAAUGGUUAUCUAAUUGCUGGAUAACAGGAGUUGACUCUAGCAAAUUGUCUUGUACAUAGUCCUGGUCGGUCGGCUCUGUAGAAGGUAAGUAAAAGUCCUUUUAUGUGUUAGAAGGUAGCGAAACAGAAAUCGCUCCCUCAACUGGAAUGCAAUAAUUUUAAUCGGCAUUGUGUCUCACAAAGUGUUAGCAUGUAUAGAUACGAGAGUUUAAUGAAUGCUGCAGAAUCAUCAAUGACCUGGGUUGGAGUAAUUAUUAAGGUAAUAAAUACAGAACGAGAAUUUCA
Molecule: messenger RNA, 2232 nt
Organism: Aedes albopictus (Asian tiger mosquito)
Lineage: Eukaryota; Metazoa; Arthropoda; Insecta; Diptera; Culicidae
Gene: ldbr
Product: lariat debranching enzyme
Exons: 3
Coding region: 202-1869 (555 amino acids)
Biological process (GO): mRNA splicing, via spliceosome
Cellular component (GO): nucleus
Molecular function (GO): RNA lariat debranching enzyme activity
Source: RefSeq, a predicted model, not a curated record